AUGGAUGAUCUGACUUUGCACGGUUUUCAUGGGGACAGUCUUCCUCGACCCUCCUCCCCAGACAAUCUGCAUGCUCUGUUGGAGGAUGUCGAGAACUUCAUCCCUGGUAGCAAUGAAAGAACGAACUCGCUGGAACAGCUGAGGAGUGCGCUUGUUGAUCGUUCUUCCAUGCUGAAACCCAAGGGGUUGGGCGAUCAUGACAUGUCUCGAUCUGGCACUCGAACAAGGGGGGGGACAGGAGCUUCCUCUUUCCUGCAUGGAGGAGUAUCCCCUGACGAUACACACAUGCUCGAUGACCUUUACGGUGAAAGCACCGGCGGCAUGUCUUCUAUCCCGGAGCAUUCUGGCACCGAUGGGUUGUGGGGUCCUGCGCAUACACACUUUGAUGCGAGUGAGUAUGACGACAUCGAGGGAACUUUUCAAAUGGAUGAUAUAGGAGACACUCUUCCCCCAACCAUGCCUACGACGUACUCUCAUCUACACUCGAGGGCAACCACGACGAUCUCUAGCGCAGCAACGAAGCAGGUGCAUGAGUUGCAUGGGGCUACCAGCGCCUCGAUACAGUCACACUCGGCGGGAACAACAGCUGCACGAAUCAUUGGAGGUCCACAUGUAAACCGCUCUAUCCCUGGAUCUCAGACUUCAAGCGCUGCUGCUGCUAUAAUUCAAGAUGUUGGCUUCGCCGCGGUGGCUGCUGGAGUUCCUGGUGCUGCUGGAGUACUGAGCGGAAACUUGAAUAUCGGGAAAUCAGCUGCAUCAGCCGCUGUGAGAUCUCCAGUGGCAAGACCUCCGUCCAAGACGAAUGUUCAGAUGUCAAAUUUAGCUCGAGAAGAACAAGCUGCUAUUCCACAUGUUUCUGCAGACGAUUUGGGUGGAGCACCGGUGGUUCCGAUGCAGCCUGAGCCUGAUAAACGCUUAAGCCACAAGGAAGUUGAACAGCGUAGAAGAGAGAAAGCGAAACAGUAUUUUGAUGAGUUACGUGGGCUGCUUCCGUAUGGUGGCGAUAGUGCCAAAUUCGAUAAAAAUGCCAUUCUGCACCAUUCAAUCGCAUUAAUCAAGCAGCUUUUAAGCGAGUUAGAACAGGAAGAGGCAAGCUCUGCGAAGACUGAGCAGGAACCAGGGACUCCAACCAUGGCUGAAUUUCGAUGUUGCUUUGAUGUAACGCGGCAACCAUUAUGCUUCACGGGGCUGGAUAGCAGGAUAUGGGAAGCUAACACUGCCUUCUGCACUCUGCUUGGGUAUACAAGGUUGGAGAUUAGUGGGCUUUCACUGCUCAGUGCUACCGCUCCUGCGGACACAGAAGCUUCUUCAGAGCGCUGGCAUCACAUGAUUAAUUCGCCACAGGCGACUCCGGUGUCCUAUAUGUGCAAACUGCAAAGAAAAGAUUCACAACAGGUCUCUUGUAAUAUCGAUUUGAGCAUUGUAAGGCGGAACGGCAAAGCACACUGCUUCCUAGUGGCCGCGAAUCCGAGCCUUUGA
Messenger RNA from Guillardia theta CCMP2712, 1479 nucleotides. RefSeq lists its product as hypothetical. Lineage: Eukaryota; Cryptophyceae; Pyrenomonadales; Geminigeraceae. The transcript is spliced from 12 exons. Bases 1 to 1479 code for a protein of 492 amino acids. The record is from RefSeq and is a predicted model, not a curated record. Gene Ontology annotation, molecular function: protein dimerization activity.